Striga asiatica is the source of this 2103-nucleotide messenger RNA. The record is from the annotation of a GenBank genome assembly. Lineage: Eukaryota; Viridiplantae; Streptophyta; Magnoliopsida; Lamiales; Orobanchaceae.
GAUGGCCCGAAAAGAGUAAAGGGGUUGGAAAUGGUGUUAGCAUGAGACAGGGUAGAUGUCAUAUGAUUGGUUUUAUGAGAAAAUUUCGGAAGAUAAAACUUCGAUCUACCUUGUUCGACUCUUAUGCUGAACUGCAAAAUUACCUGGUUCUUUCUUCAAGUCUGCAGAUCAGUGUGUGGGGUCCACCAGCUUGGUGUUCAGUUCUCGGGGUAUCAAGAGAUCGUCUGCAAAGAAUAGGACACUUGUUGUCAAAGCAAGCUACAGUGAUGGCGGAAGGCCAAACACCGCAAGCAUCUUCGUCGCUUAGCAAGGCAUUAACUGGAGCUGAAAGAAAGGAGCUCAUGAGAAAACUGCCAAAGUUCAUCUAUGAUGAAGAAAAGGCUUUGGAGAAACAACGCAAGAAACUGUCUGAGAAGAUUGAACAGCUCAACUUAGCUAUCGAUAAUAUGUCCAAUCAGUUGAGGACAAGAGAAACUACAAACGAGCCAAUUGUGAUCCCGAGUGACGUUGAUGCAGUCUAUUAUGUUACAGCCAUGGCAUCCCAUGCAGCUUUGGCCUCUUCAAGAAUCCCAACAAGCACCAGAUUUACCUCCAAAACCCCCCACUCUUUUCCUGCUCAAAGCUUCUCAAAGAAGCAUGAAUUUGCUGAAUUUUCUGGGCUGAAGUCCAUUGGAUGUGUGACCUUUGCCAAGAAUGGCACAGAUUCUUCCUACUUCUUUGAUGCUGUGGCUGCACAGCUCACUCCAAAGACAGUAGUCUCAAAUCCAGUCAAGAAGCCCACAGUUGCUAAGUUGAAAGUGGCCAUAAACGGGUUCGGGCGAAUCGGGAGGAACUUCCUUCGCUGCUGGCAUGGCCGCAAGGACUCGCCACUCGAAGUUAUCGUAGUCAAUGAUAGUGGUGGCGUGAAAAACUACGACUCGAUGCUCGGGACAUUCAAGGCCGAAGUGAAAAUAGUCGACAACGAGACCAUAAGUGUCGAUGGCAUGCCCAUCAAGGUCGUUUCUAGCCGGGAUCCCCUCAAGCUUCCGUGGGCCGAGCUAGGAAUCGACAUUGUCAUUGAGGGGACUGGUGUGUUUGUGGAUGGGCCGGGAGCUGGGAAGCACAUUCAAGCCGGGGCUAAAAAGGUAAUUAUUACAGCCCCGGCAAAAGGUGCAGAUAUCCCGACAUAUGUUGUGGGUGUCAACGAGAAGGACUACUCUCACGAGGUCGCUAACAUCAUAAGCAAUGCUUCUUGCACGACCAACUGUUUGGCUCCGUUCGUCAAGGUCAUGGACGAGGAAUUUGGUAUUGUCAAAGGAACAAUGACUACAACUCACUCAUACACCGGUGAUCAGAGGCUUCUAGAUGCUUCCCACAGGGACCUUAGACGGGCUCGGGCCGCGGCCCUAAACAUCGUGCCCACGAGCACUGGUGCAGCUAAGGCCGUGUCACUCGUCCUUCCGCAGCUCAAGGGAAAGCUCAACGGUAUUGCCCUUCGUGUCCCCACUCCAAAUGUCUCGGUGGUUGACCUCGUUGUGAAUGUCGAGAAGAAAGGGAUAACGGCUGAAGAUGUAAAUGCGGCCUUCCGGAAGGCGGCUGAAGGCCCGUUAGCCGGUGUGCUGGACGUGUGUGAUGUGCCACUUGUCUCGGUUGACUUUAGGUGCUCGGAUGUCUCGUCAACCAUUGACUCAUCGUUGACUAUGGUGAUGGGGGAUGAUAUGGUCAAGGUUGUGGCUUGCCAAAGGGUUGUUGAUUUGGCUCAUCUAAUGGCGGACAAGUGGCCGGGGGGUAAAGUGAAGGGGAGUGGAGAUCCAUUGGAGGAUUUCUGCGAGACGAGCCCUGCAGAUAAGGAGUGCAAGGUUUAUGAAGCUUGAUCUUUUUCUUUAUUACUUAUUUUUGGAUUUUUGUCAAGAUCUUUUAUGAGCUAAAGAAAGGAUUUCGACUUUCUACCUCGAAUUUCUUGUUCUUUUCUACGAUAAGGAUAGACGGAUGCAGAAAGACGCGUGUAUUAAUAAAAAUGUUGAACCAAUAUUUGUUAUAAUUGUUGCUUUUCUCUAGAGUUCGGACUGAAAGAAUGAACUUUGUGCAAUAAUAUUCACUUAUAGAUGUUCUCUUCUUUUUUUC